Molecule: messenger RNA, 1342 nt
Organism: Onychomys torridus (southern grasshopper mouse)
Lineage: Eukaryota; Metazoa; Chordata; Mammalia; Rodentia; Cricetidae
Product: paired immunoglobulin-like type 2 receptor alpha
Exons: 7
Coding region: 119-997 (292 amino acids)
Molecular function (GO): MHC class I protein binding
Source: RefSeq, a predicted model, not a curated record
GGUUGUGUUUCACUUUACCCUGAUUCUUCCUGAGUCCUGUGCACCCAAGGGUCCCUCAGAGAUCCUCCUCUCCUGCCUGGUGGCUUUGCUGGUCUCACUUCCUGGAGGGAAUCAGGCCAUGGCUUGGAUCCUGCUUCUGCUGCUGUCAGCUGCAUGCCUGCAAGCUGGUUACUCAGCAGGAUCCAACAGAGAAAGACCCUUUGGGGUCAACCAACCAGCACGCCUCUCUGGUGUCCAGGGCGGCUCCAUCGAGAUCCCCUUCUCCUUCUACUUCCCCUGGGAGUUGGCAGAGGAUCCACAGAUGAGGAUUCUCUGGAGAUGGAAGCACUUCCAUGGAGAACUUAUCUACAAUUACACCCUGCCUUUCAUACAUAAGCAUUUCAAGAACCGGCUCAUCCUGAACUGGACACAGCCUCAGACAUCCGGAGUCCUCAGAAUCCUGAACUUGAAGAAGAAGGACCAGACAGUGUACUUCUGCCGAGUCCAUCUGAACACAAGACAUGGCGUGGAGGAGUGGCAGUCAAUCAGUGGGACCCAACCUACCAUCACUCGUGGUGAUCACAUCCCAGCCCCCAAGACCACCUCAGCAAGCCCCACCACUGCAACUUCUGCACUCACCAGAACUGCCCUCACAGACACAGAAGGGAAGAAGAGCGGACAGAAAGAGAGCCUGGGUCCGGGAACCACAGUUGGGUUGGCAGUGGCUGCUGCUGUACUCCUGGCUGGGGUUUUGGGAGUGAUGGUGUUCCUCAGGUGGAGGAGAAGGAAAGGACAGAAGACCAAAGCCGAAACCUCAGCCAGGGACCUCAUUGAAAACACUGAGGAUGUUGAACCUGAAGAACAAUAUGUGAACCCCAAAGAGAACCCCAAGGAUAACAACAUCGUGUAUGCCUCCAUUGCCCUCUCAAGUCCAGUCUCCCCAGGAACACCACCUUGCCAGCCUGUCCAUGGGAACCCCCAGGAAGAGACUGUGUACUCCAUCAUAAAGGCCAAAUGAGUGGGUCUGGGUGACAAUCUCAGAGUCACCUGUGCUUCUAGUAAGAAGACUCCAUUUACACUGAUACCCACAGCCAGAGACAAAAUCUCAUGGGUCACUGAUAACCAUGGACAGAGUCACAAAUCCACAUGUCAGGGCGUUUGAGCUCAGAGAAACUGAGGAACUCCCAAUUUCCUUUUUUAACCUCCUAGAUCUUCCUCACAAAAUAAAACAAUCCACAGAAUUUGCCUAAAUGAAUCUAAUUAGGAGUCACUCAUGUGAACCUUAUCUUCUGGCCCUCUAAGAUCCCCUCCUCUAUCACGUUUUUCUAGCUGCCCAAGGCAGGGGAUGCCCGAAUGCUGACAG